Notodromas monacha is the source of this 1909-nucleotide messenger RNA. The record is from the annotation of a GenBank genome assembly. NCBI's taxonomy places the organism in Eukaryota, Metazoa, Arthropoda, Ostracoda, Podocopida, Cyprididae.
CGUCAAAAUAAUUCAGGGACACCCGACGGGGAAUCUCUAAAACACUUCGACGUCAUUUCAAACCGAUCCUAAAAUGGCGGGAAAAAUUCUCAUCAGGCUUUUCUCGAUGCAAAAGACUUUCAAAAUUAUCCUCCCCGAAAGAGCAUUACCAUUACGCAAUCCAGAUUAGUCACUCAUUAACCACUCAUCCCCAGAGUGUUCAGUUCCGCUCGAAGGAAAAUGAAGAAUUCGAAGAGAAAAUGAGAAAUAAUGGUGCUCAUGAAAUGACGGUUCAAUCGGGGAAUAUUGACAUGAAAGGCGUGAAAUAAACAAAAAACCAUAUCGUCUCGCCUUUUAACAAUGGGGAAACUGCUGGAUAAUAAGUUGUUUGGGUUCGUGCUGGUUUGCGCUCUUUCCAGUUUAGCGUGCCAAAGAUGCGUCCGCGGCGAAUCUUUCGUCGUCGACACGAACAUCAUUCGUCCCUUGCACGCCAGACCUGACGCGUCGACUGACACCAAGGCCUCUUUGCCAGAACCCAGCUUUACUUUCCUGUCACGCGUAAACGUGCCGACAGUUUGUACUCAAUUGACGUGCCCCAACUACAAAUGCCCGGCGGACUCGUGCCACGUUGCCUGCGACUGUCCGCCGCCACUCGAGUGCAAAAGGAACGCUACUCAGGGCUUCUGCACGUGCGACCAAAAGGCAUGUCCGGCGUGCAAAUGCCCGACGCCCAAAUGCCCCAGGUGUCCGUGCAAGUCCACCAGCUGUCCGACGAUUCAAUGCCCACCCUGUCCCGACGACACCGUGUCGGGUUGUCCAGGGACGCUCUUUUGCGACAAGCCCGAUUGUAACGUCGGAUGCAGGAAGCCGAAGACGUGCAAUUGUGCCAAGUCCGCGACGUGUGACGGUGUGCAAAAGUGCUUUCAUUGCCCGGCGCCCAUUUGUCCCAAGUGCCCGCCGUGUCCGGAUUACUACUGCUCCCCCUGCGAUUGCGUUUCUGGCAUUCACGACGAGUUCGUUCCAAUCCAUUCUCCGAAUGUGUCAUCAGACCGAAUUUUAAGCUCGGCCGCAAGCGGGGACAUAGAUCCGUGUGUACCACCUCAGGGCUGCCCACCGUGCAAACCCCGAGCAAUGAUGCAGCCCCGAGUCGCCAAGCCCGGGAAAAUGAAUCCAAAUGCCCCACUGGUGGUGAACUUCGAGUUUUACCCCACGUCGCGGACCGGAAAACGAGGCAGCGUGCUCAAGGAGAUCCCAGGCCAGGCCCGGGCCUGGGUGCAACCCAGCCCAGCGGAAGGGCUUCCCGACACCGUGCCCUUUUUUGAAGAGGAGCUGAGCCCGACGGAAGGCAAAACGCAACACGUGCUCAUGGCCGGCUACAUCAUUACGCUCGUCAUGAUGCUCGUUUUCGGCGCCAGUGUCAUCACCCAGAACUACAUGAUGGAAGAGUGUCUCCAAAUCGUCGAAGCUGACCUCGGCGAUGAAGAGGAGCCGUGUUUAUAAUUAAAAAAAAAAAAACCAUCGGUGUAUACGACACGCGUUCAUCUUUCUCCCUUGACUAAAUUUCCAGAUGCCGGAUUCCUCUUGGCUCAUCUCUAUCUCUCUCUUUCUUUUCCUUUUCUCUCGUAAUCCAUUUCCCCGUGUUCUUCCCACACACAUGUAAUUAAUCUUCCCGUUUUUUUCUUCUUCUUGUUUAUCCCACUCAAAAUCGAAGAAAAACUGCGUUUUGGGUGACAACUCAAGCAAAAAACCAAAUCAGGAAUGAAAAUAGCCACUUCGCCACCUUCAGCUCAUUUUCGCCGCAUCCGCUAGCUUCAAAAAUCACCACAUACACAAUGAUUUGAUUAUGAUGAAAAAUGGGGAUCUGUUUCAGAAACGAUACUUCCCGAAAAACGAAUACCUGGAAAUAAGAAGGCAAGUUUCUCGCCCUGAA